UAAAAAUGGCAGCAGCAAGAAGAACUCGAAUUUUCUGCGAGUGCUCCGUAAUUUGCUAUUCUUUCCGCGACCUCUCGAUUUAAAUCCUUUUGAAAGGAACCUGACGAAAAAAUGGAAGGUGCUAACCAAUGUGAUGGAGGUAGUGACGAAGAUUCUUCUUCUUCCUCUCCCCUCCCGAUCUACGUCGACAAUGUCGACAAUGAUGAUGAGCCGACUGAUCUGGAGGAUCGCUUGCAGCAGUUCCGACACAACUGGAAAGAGGAGCUCCGCCGGUCGAAGUCACCCGCGGGAAACGUUGAAGAGGAUAGGGACAGGACAGAAACGAUUGAAGAAAAGUCGAGGCGACUCUUUAUGAAGGGCGUACAAGAGGAACAGAGCGGAAAAUUGCAGAAUGCGGUGCAUUUCUACCGCCUUGCAGUCCAGCUCGUUCCAGAUAUUGAACAAAAGAUUGAGGCAGACCAAUACAUGAGUUACGGUACUAAGAAUAGAGAGAGACAGGAGAGCGAGAGUUCCGUCGACAGCAGCACCGAUACCAUGCUACACAGCAUCGACCUGGAUACAGAUGACGAGGAUAAUUGGGACAUCGAGGACCUGCCAGCGAGGUUCCAGCGCCUCAAGGUCACACAGUAUGUCGUAUGUCACCCCCAGUACGAACAGGCUGAGAUGCAUAUCUCGGACCUACCUGGGGAGUUGUUGGUCUACAUCUUCAAGUGGGUCGUGUCCACAGAGCUGGACCUUAGGAUGCUCGAGGUUCUUACGCAGGUGUGUCGUGGAUUUUACCUGCUUGCAAGGGAUGAGGAGCUCUGGAGGCUGGCAUGCAUCAAAGUUUGGAGCCGAAAGUGUGGCCGGCCGACCCAGUUUGGAUCUUGGAGAAAGAUGUUCAUUAGUCGUCCGCAUCCGAAUUACGGAGGCUGCUACCUGAGCCGCAUGUCGUACUUGCGUCACGGUGAAAAGGGCAUGGACAACUACUACCGCCCUGUCUUCAUCGUGGAGUAUUACAGAUAUAUCCGGUUCUACACGGAUGGUACAGCAGUAAUGGUCACAAGCGCCGAAGACCCAAACAUCAUCGUGAACCAGCUAAACUGCGCCCGACCGGGCAUCUCGGGCAUGUUGUUCGGGCGGUACCAAAUCGUUGGCAACCAAAUCACGGCGGUUUUGAAGCGGCCGAAUAUACAGAACAACCGCAACCGUCGUAACCAGAUUGCUGAUAUCGAGCAGACGUUCCAUCUGGAUUUGCUCAUCAGCGGCAGAAAGAACUUGCGACUGAAAUGGCAGCACUUUGCUGUGCACACGUUGAAAAAGUCGAGCAACCACACCAACAUGUGCGAGUUUGAGUUAACCACGAAUGCCUACCCUACGCUGCAUUUCGCACGUGUCCGCAGUUACUCGACCGUCAGUGAGACCCCUCUGCACUGAAUCGAAAAAUGAAGACGCAGGGACGUUGUAAGGUUGAAAGCUUAUGAGAGUUAUUGCUUAUGAUAGGUUGAGGGUGAUGUAGAUAUAUUGCUUAAAGGGUUGUUUGCCUGAUCUCUGGUGAUUUCAGGUGGGAGGAAGUCAAUGUUGUUGUCUAUCUAGAACAAAGAGGGCAUUCAGGUUUUGUGACAAAUUGAUUAAAAAACCUAGUGUUUAUAGCGUGCAGACUGAAAAUUGCUGUUUCUUCCAGAAGUUUACAUUCAAAAAUAGCUUUUCUGACCGUGUGCAUUUGGAAAACUGCAUCCUGAAAACUUGACAUUUACCGAAAAGUAGCAGUGAUGCACAACACUAGAUUUUUCCCCAGGGUAGGCCUAAUCACUGCUGUAGAGUAAUGCUAUUUCAUGGUGUCAGCUCAUGGCGGUCAGCUAUGACAUUGGCUGCCCAGGGUUGUGUAACAUUACUU
Lineus longissimus is the source of this 1876-nucleotide messenger RNA. Its product is annotated as F-box only protein 9-like. Gene Ontology annotation, cellular component: cytoplasm; SCF ubiquitin ligase complex. Gene Ontology annotation, biological process: SCF-dependent proteasomal ubiquitin-dependent protein catabolic process. Gene Ontology annotation, molecular function: protein binding. Lineage: Eukaryota; Metazoa; Nemertea; Pilidiophora; Heteronemertea; Lineidae. The transcript has 12 exons. The coding region runs from base 112 to 1416 and encodes 434 amino acids. The record is from RefSeq and is a predicted model, not a curated record.